UUUGAGUGACGUUUGGUUCCCAAUCAACCUCUUCCUUUUUGUUUCGGCCAUUUUUGCCGAAACGUUGGUGUUCUUUUCUGGUCACGUAUCUGUUCGUGUCCGUUAGAUCACUUUAAUAAAGUUCAAUCAAGAUGGUGCAGAAGAAGCCUAAGAAGAAGGUCGGAAAGAAAGUAGCGGCCGCCCCUCUGGUCGUGAAGAAAGUUGAACCUAAAAAGGUUGUAAACCCUCUAUUCGAGAAGAGGACAAAGAAUUUUGCUAUAGGUCAAGAUAUCCAGCCAACGCGUGACCUGUCUCGUUUCGUGAAAUGGCCCAAGUACAUUCGUAUUCAACGCCAGAAGGCAGUGCUCCAGCGUCGUCUCAAGGUGCCCCCACCAAUCAACCAGUUCACUCAAACUUUGGACAAGACCACAGCAAAGGGUCUGUUCAAGAUUCUCGAGAAAUACAGACCUGAAACUGAAGCAGUCAGGAAGGAACGCCUGAGGAAAGCUGCUGAAGCUAAGGUCGCCAAAAAGGAAGAGCCCCCAGCGAAGAGGCCAAACACCAUCCGCUCUGGAACUAAUACUGUCACCAAGCUGGUCGAGAAGAAAAAGGCUCAGCUUGUCGUGAUCGCACAUGAUGUGGAUCCCAUUGAGUUGGUACUUUUCCUGCCAGCUCUGUGCCGUAAGAUGGGUGUACCGUACUGUAUUGUAAAGGGCAAAUCCCGUCUUGGAGCCCUUGUACACAGGAAGACAUGCACAUGUUUAGCUUUGACACAUGUGGAGUCCGGUGACAGAGCCGCCUUCUCGAAGGUGGUCGAGGCCAUCAGAACUAACUUCAACGAGCGUUAUGAAGAACUCCGCAGACACUGGGGUGGUGGAGUGCUCGGUAACAAGUCAAACGCGCGCAUCGCUAAGCUCGAGAAGGCCAAAGCACGCGAGCUCGCGCAGAAACAGGGCUAAAACUAAAUAAAUACUUAUAAAUA
Melitaea cinxia (Glanville fritillary) is the source of this 961-nucleotide messenger RNA. It is a transcript of the gene RpL7A, whose product is annotated as 60S ribosomal protein L7a. Bases 132 to 938 code for a protein of 268 amino acids. Gene Ontology annotation, biological process: ribosome biogenesis. Gene Ontology annotation, cellular component: ribonucleoprotein complex. The record is from RefSeq and is a predicted model, not a curated record. The transcript has 7 exons. NCBI's taxonomy places the organism in Eukaryota, Metazoa, Arthropoda, Insecta, Lepidoptera, Nymphalidae.